CUCCUGGGGCGGUGGCGGCGGCGGCUCCUCCCCCCGCGGCGGCGGCUCCUCCCCGGGGCGGUGCGGGCGGCGGGCUUCAGGCUCCGGAAGCGGGCGGUGCUGCUUGCGAAGCCGUUUCCUGCCCGGUACGCGGCGGAGCAGGAGCGGAACGGAGCCGAGCGGAGCCAUGACUCACCAGACCGGCAUCCACGCCACCACGGAAUUAAAGGACUUUUUUGCCAAAGCUCGAAACGGUUCUGUUCGGCUUAUCAAGGUCAUCAUCGAGGAUGAACAGCUCGUGCUGGGAGCCCACAAAGAGCUGUCCCGGCGCUGGGACGCUGACUACGAUGCCUUUGUGCUGCCCUUGCUGGAUGAGCAGCAGCCGUGCUACGUGCUGUACCGCCUGGACAGCCAGAACGCCCAGGGCUACGAGUGGCUCUUCAUCUCCUGGUCCCCUGACAGCUCCCCGGUCCGGCUGAAGAUGCUGUAUGCUGCCACCAGAGCCACAGUGAAGAAGGAAUUUGGUGGGGGGCACAUAAAGGACGAGAUGUUUGGAACGGUGAAGGAAGAUGUGUCCCUGGGCGGUUACCAAAAGCACGUGUCCUCCUGCUCCGCCCCAGCCCCGCUGACCGCAGCCGAGCAGGAGCUCCAGCAGAUCCGCAUCAACGAGGUGAAGACAGAGAUCAGCGUGGAGAGCAAGCACCAGACCCUGCAGGGCCUGGCCUUCCCCCUGCAGCUGGAUGCUCAGCAAGCCAUCCAGGCGCUCAAGCAGAAGAAAAUCAACUACAUCCAGCUGAAGCUGGAUCUGGAGCGGGAAACCAUUGACCUGGUGCACACAAGCCCCACGGAGAUCACUGACCUGCCCAAGAGGAUCCCCCAGGACUCGGCUCGCUACCAUUUCUUCCUGUACAAACACUCGCACGAGGGAGACUACCUGGAGUCUGUCAUCUUUAUCUACUCCAUGCCUGGGUACAAAUGCAGCAUCAAGGAGCGGAUGCUUUACUCCAGCUGCAAGAGCCGGUUGCUGGACACUGUGGAGCAGGAGUUUUGCCUGGAGAUAGCCAAGAAGAUCGAGAUUGAUGAUGGCGCCGAGCUGACGGCAGAGUUCCUCUACGAGGAGGUGCACCCCAAGCAGCACGCCUUCAAGCAGGCCUUCGCCAAGCCCAAGGGGCCCGUGGGGAAACGGGGACAGAAGCGGCUGAUCAAGGGGCCAGACGAGAACAGCGAGGACAGUUAGAUCUCGCAGGACCAGGCGGUGAAUGGACAGCAUCCCCACGGCGCUUCCCAGCUUCGUCUCCACUGAACACCUGGGGAUCUUUCCCUCCAUCUCAGCCUUUUUUUUUUCCCUUAUUUUUCCUAUUUCAUUCCUUUUUUUUAAACAUCAAGAUGGCUUGUUGCCCCUGGGGGCAGAGUGAUGGGGAGGGUUCAGGGUUGUGGGUGUUUCUUUUCCUUGCAUCCUCGUGCAAGCCCUGGGGCUGCCAGAAGUUGGGAGCAGCAGGGUCGUAUCCCCCAGCCUUGCUCCUGUCCCCACCAGGGUCACAGCUGCUGCUCUCAGUGUCCCCUGGGUGAAUGAAGGACACGCUUGCCUGCAAGCUCCUCUAUGCAAAGGGAAGGGGGUGGUGCUGGGGAUUCCUGUUUGAAAAGAGAAAAUGCUUCUUUCCCUGUUCCCUUAGCCCCAGAUUUUGCUCCCCUAUCCAGCUCUUGGUGUGCACAACCCCUCUGCCCCAGUCCUGGAGUGAUCCUGCACCGCCCCAGGGUGUGGGCAGGACCCCUCCCCAUGGGGUGGGCUUUGCUGGCAGGAGUUGGUCCCUGGGCAGAAGGAAGACCCCCCCACACACACUCCGCCCUAAGUCCUGAGCUCAGCCUGGCCCUGGAUGAAGGUCACUCUGCCUUUGGGUGAUGAUUGCCUCCCCUCUUUGAACCCCUUCCCAAUAAGGCUUUUCCCCUCAGAGGGAGCUGUUACAGCCCUGACUUGGCCCCAUCCCUGUUUAGGAUGGGAGCCGGGGGGCCCAAGUCCUUGUCCCCCCACCCUGUGCUCCAGCCCCCACCAUUACCCACCUGGUUUGCUGCCAGCUCUCUGGUCUGGGCCAGCCCUAUGUCUUAAAAAUUGCAUGGGCUGCCCCAAACCCCUGUGCAAGGAAGCGUGACGGCCCCUGUAUGCCCCCACCAGGGGAUGUCCCCAGCCACCAAGGGCCAUCACCAGCUCCAAGGGCUGAGCUUGGCACUGUGAGUUAGGCUUCACUGGGUGUUUUGGUGGGAAGAGCACCUUGCUGCUGGGUACCAGUGAGGGCUCGAGAGCCGCCCACUCCCCCGGGAAGAUGGAAGCGGGGUCAGUGAAACCUGCCCUUGGCUUUCCUGCUGCCCCGGCGGACAUGCUGACGUUGCCUUGGCCUCGGUGGAGUGGGAGCAGGCAGUGGUGAGGGGGGGUUGAAGCUGGGGGGGAACAGAGCACACUGUACUGAAUGCUGUAUUUUCUAAAGAAUAAAGUAUUUUUAAAACAG
Columba livia (rock pigeon) is the source of this 2480-nucleotide messenger RNA. It is a transcript of the gene TWF2, whose product is annotated as twinfilin actin binding protein 2. Gene Ontology annotation, biological process: barbed-end actin filament capping; actin filament depolymerization; regulation of lamellipodium assembly. Lineage: Eukaryota; Metazoa; Chordata; Aves; Columbiformes; Columbidae. Gene Ontology annotation, molecular function: actin monomer binding; actin filament binding. The transcript has 9 exons. Gene Ontology annotation, cellular component: myofibril; actin filament; cytoplasm. Bases 167 to 1216 code for a protein of 349 amino acids. The record is from RefSeq and is a predicted model, not a curated record.